AUGGCGACAAGAACGUGGUCCGGGCGCUGCUGGACGACGAUCAAGCGCUUCCAGGAGGUGCCGGGCGCGGCGCUGCCUCGCGUCGUGGCCGACCGCACGCAGUACCUUGCGGCCGAGGCCCUCCUCUUGGAGAAGGCGAAUCCACGGAAGGACCACUGCAAUGGGCCGCAGUACUCGGUCUUUUUCUGGCCCAAGUCGGCACGCAUCCUCGUCGUCGACCUCGCGACCGGCGUCAACGCGCUUCGGGACGCCGUUCGCAACCGUUCGGUUGUUGAUACUCUUCUCGGCCAACCGUCGAUCGAGGCCCUUCUGGACGCGCUCCUGCUUCGGUUUGCUGACCGCUCCAAGCCCGACCUCGAUGCGUCGUACGGAAAAGCCUUGCACCUGCUCCGCGACGUCGUUCGGUAUACCAAGGACGCCGAUGCGUUUCCGGGCGUCGCGUCGGCCAUCUCGGCUCUCAUCGCCUUCUUUGGCUGGGAGACGCUCUCGGUCUCGCUGCACGCCAUGUUGCGCCGCUGGAGCCAGACCGCGCGGGGCCUCCACUUGUGCUAUUGCCUCGUCGCCAGCUUGGCCGGCGCCGCCGAGUCGCCCAUGUGCGCGCGCAUUUCGCAGCCGUUCGCGGUCGAGUGCAUCGUGUCGCUGUGGUCCCAACUUGCGGCCGAGACGGCUGCAUGA
This is a messenger RNA of Saprolegnia diclina VS20, 675 nucleotides long. RefSeq lists its product as hypothetical. The coding region runs from base 1 to 675 and encodes 224 amino acids. The record is from RefSeq and is a predicted model, not a curated record. The transcript is spliced from 4 exons. Lineage: Eukaryota; Oomycota; Saprolegniomycetes; Saprolegniales; Saprolegniaceae.